Gossypium arboreum is the source of this 2057-nucleotide messenger RNA. Its product is annotated as protein RICE SALT SENSITIVE 3-like. Lineage: Eukaryota; Viridiplantae; Streptophyta; Magnoliopsida; Malvales; Malvaceae. The record is from RefSeq and is a predicted model, not a curated record. The transcript is spliced from 7 exons. The coding region runs from base 758 to 1810 and encodes 350 amino acids.
GAGGGACACUUGGAUGCACCAAAAUGAUGGCGAUAAAGAAUGGGGUGGGGGAAAAGAGUGAGAGUGAGAGAGAGAGAGGGAGAGAGAGGAAGUGAGAGAAGUAACCUAAAUGAACAUUUAAAAAUAGUCUGCUAAAGAAGGAGAAAUCAAUGGAUCGUAGUAGCUCGACACUGAGAGUGAAUAAAUAGAGAUGGUGGAAAUGUAAGUGUUGUUCCUGGGACUGAAAUGAGUGGUUAUACCUAGAUGUGUCAGAUAGGUAAGGAAAAAAAACAUUGGGGUUGAACAGAAAGAGAGAUAUGUGUGUAUGGGUCCUCAGAGAAAUACUCAGAAAUGGGGCAAAACUCAUGAUGUUAGCAUAAGAAGAAUAAGGUUUGGUCUGUGUUUGAGAGUGGUAUUUUCAUUAUUGGGAUAAGGGUAGAAAGAGAAAAUACAACCAGGACGGGAGAGCUGUUUUUGAAACGGAGGGUUGAUUGAUAAAGGAGAACCGUUGGGAACCGAGAAGGGCAAAUCGUGGGGCCUCAUAAAAUCAUUUUGCUAAAAUUUAAAGCAUGAUUAAAUGCAAUACAGUAACAGAGAGAGAAAGAGAGAGAGAGGUAUAAAUGUGACAUUUCCAUGUUGGUUUGCUUAUAUAAAGGAGGUUAAGAUGCUGGCUUCUCCCUUCUUUUAAGGAAAGAUAUAUCGGUAGAGAGGAGGGAAAAAAAAAAAGAAAAAGAAAAGAAUGAAAGAGAGGGUCUAAAAGAAAGUGUGAAGAAAUUUGAUGGAGGAACAUCUCAGUCCAUUAGCUGUUACUCAUCUCCUUCAACACACACUAAGAAGCUUGUGCAUUCAUGAGAACUCUCAAUGGGUUUAUGCAGUCUUUUGGAGGAUCUUACCUAGAAACUAUCCACCUCCCAAAUGGGAUGGUCAAGGAGCUUAUGACAGGUCAAGAGGAAACAGGAGAAACUGGAUAUUAGUUUGGGAAGAUGGUUUCUGCAACUUUGCUGCCUUAGCAGCUGAAAUAAACUCCGGAGACUGUCAUGGUUCCUCAGUCCAUGGCAGCAGUGAGUUUCAACAGUAUCAAGGACUGCAACCAGAGCUUUUCUUUAAGAUGUCACAUGAAAUCUACAACUAUGGAGAAGGUUUGAUAGGAAAAGUGGCUGCAGAUCACAGUCACAAGUGGAUAUACAAAGAACCAAAUGAGCAGGAAAUCAACUUCUUGUCAGCAUGGCAUAACUCUGCAGACUCACAUCCUAGGACAUGGGAAGCACAGUUUCAGGCCGGAAUAAAGACCAUCGCCUUGAUUGCAGUUAGAGAAGGUGUUGUGCAACUAGGAGCUGUUCACAAGGUAAUUGAAGACCUGAGUUAUGUAGUUCUACUGAGAAAGAAAUUCAGCUACAUAGAAAGCAUUCCUGGAGUACUCUUGCCCCACCCAUCAUCUUCUGCUUACCCUUUCAAAGUAGAUUCCUAUGGCACACCAGAAGCAUGGGCGCAUUUCCCAGCAGGGACAACAAUUGCACCACCGCCACCACCUGAAUUCUACGACCACUUCAAUCAGCCCAUGAAAAUAACACCUUCCAUGAGCAGUCUUGAAGCCCUUCUUUCCAAGCUUCCAUCAGUUGUACCACCACAAGCUUCUUCCGGCUACUGCGAGUCUCAUCCACAGUCACAGUUCGUAUCAUCGCAAAGGCCAGUGGAAUACAUUGGGAUGGAGAAAGUGGCAAAAGAAGAAAUUGAUGAAGAGUAUAAGCCCGAACAAGAUAUGGGUGCAAGCAGCACCUCCUUUUCUGCAUAUCGUCGCCAACAACAGUAUCAUCAACACCUCUCAAUGUAACCAAACGGCAGGCCCAACAAUGGAUUUUGAUAUACAGCGAGUGAUAUUUGGAGUAUCUUUAUAUAUCAUAUAGCCCAGUUCUUAUAUGUAGAUUGUGCAUGGAUCGGUGCAUUGAUUUCUAUAAUGUUUCAGUUAGGCCAUUGGGGUAUUAAUUUCUACUAAACUAUAACAGCUUUCUUUGCUGUUGAAGCUUUGUUUAGCCCUAGACUCCAAGCUAGUAUAUAAUAUCAUGAAUCUUCAUCUUCCA